Diatraea saccharalis (sugarcane borer) is the source of this 1604-nucleotide messenger RNA. The record is from the annotation of a GenBank genome assembly. Lineage: Eukaryota; Metazoa; Arthropoda; Insecta; Lepidoptera; Crambidae.
AUUCGUUUUGAGUCUUUCUUUUUGGCGUGGCGUCGGACUAAGAAGGUUGUCUCCGUUGAAGUGUUAGUAACGUCAAAAAGUGUAUUUUUUAAGAAUCAAUUUAAUUAUAUAGUGUUAAAAUGAGACCCCAGCAAAACGGUGAUGAUGGCUUUGACGAGCCCGAAGUUCAUCGUAAAAUCUUCAUCGGCGGUCUAAACUACCGUACUACGGACGAAUCUUUAAAGUCACAUUUUGAAAAAUGGGGCGAGAUUGUAGAUGUCGUCGUUAUGAAAGAUCCCAAAACCAAGAGAUCCCGUGGAUUUGGCUUCAUCACAUAUUCCAAGGCGCACAUGGUGGACGAUGCGCAAAAUAAUAGGCCGCAUCGCAUUGAUGGACGUGUUGUGGAAACGAAACGAGCAGUUGCUCGACAAGAUAUAAAGAAUCCUGAGGCUGGAGCAACUGUCAAAAAGUUGUUCAUUGGUGGCAUUAAGGAUGAUCAUGAUGAAGAUCAACUUCGCGAGUAUUUCUCAAAUUACGGAACCGUUCAGAAUGUUAGCAUAGUCACAGACAAAGCUACAGGAAAAAAAAGAGGAUUUGGUUUCGUUGAAUUUGAUGACUAUGAUCCUGUUGAUAAAGUUUGUUUGAAUGCUCCUCACAAGAUUAAUGGAAAACAAUUAGAUGUUAAAAAAGCCCUUCCUAAAGAUGGCUCUGAACAAAGGGGUGGAAGGGGAGGAGGACAAGGCAGAAAUGACAACUGGGGAAAUUCUGGUGGCUAUGGAAAUAAUCAGGGGGGAUGGAAUAAUUCCAACCCUUGGGAUAACAAUCAAGGAGGCUGGGGUGGUAACCAAGGGGGUGGUGGUGGCGGCGGCGGUGGUUAUGGAGGAGGUGGCAACGGCCGAGGGGGCUGGGGAAACCAGGAUUUUGGAAACUAUGGCCAACAGAGUUACAGUGGGGGCCCAACUAGGAACCAACAAUACAGCAAUAAUCGUUCCGCACCUUACAGUAUGAACCAGGGUGGUGGUGGCGGUGGCGGCGGCGGCGGAUAUGGUGGCGGCAACUACGGCGGAGGUCAAGGUGGACGUGGAGGUCGUUUCUAAUUUUACGUUUCGUGCUAAGUACACUAGUAAAGCAGAGUUAACCGUGCUAGUGUAGGCAGUACGCUCCGGAGCACUAGUUACACACCUCACGGUCCACACGCGAGACCACCUAGGAGAAGCCGUCAGGAUACCAAUAGACUAUGUAGCUGGACCGUUAACUCGUUAUUUUAGACAAUUAUGAUGAUAGCUAUAUUUAAAUGUGUACCGAUUUUGUAAGUUCGUCUUCUAUUUAUUGUAGUACUUAGGUACUUACCGUGACAUAUUUAUAAGGAUAUAGUUAAUGUGAAAUGGAAAUUAGUAACGUUUUAACGAAUAAUAAUAAGUACAAUGUAGGAGUAAUCUUUGUAAGUUUCCUAAACGAUAGACGCUAGGUGAACAAGAUCAGAGUUAAUUUAGAUGUUGACAUUUUAUUUUCUUAAUUUCACUCAGUAUUUUCCUAAUAAGUUCUCAAAUAGCUGUUACAUGGAAGAUUAUAGGUUUAGUUUAAAAUUAUUGACUUCUAGGAUAAAGCUAAUGUAAAAUAAAUUU